GAAUUGUCCAAGACAGUGGCUGCAAUGGAGGGAUGUUACCAGGGAUUUAAUCCUGGAGCAUAUCUGCAGUAUAACUACACUGCCCCCCGAGCAGACUUUGAGCGAAGUGACAGCAUUGUACCAUGGAAACUUAGCUGUCUCCACAGAGCUCUUACUGAAGAUGAUACUAGAGGGGAUGUUUUAGUGGAUGUGGGAUCUGGCCCCACUCUCUAUCAAGUCAUGAGUGGCUGUGAACGGUUUAAUCGUGUCAUUCUCUCUGACUUCCUGGAAGUCAAUCGAAAAGAGCUGCAGAGCUGGCUACAGGAAGGCAAAAGCAGCCUGGACUGGACCUCCUACUUCAAGUAUGUGUGUGAACUGGAAGGACGAAGUUCAUCAGCUUGGACAAAGAAAGCAGAACGUCUUCGCGCAGUUGUAUCUGAUGUGCUGCCCAUUGAUGUACACCAGUCCUGCCCACUAUCCCAAGGGACAUUGCCUCUAUGUGGAGCGGACUGCCUGGUGUCAUCAUUCUGUCUGGAGAGCGUAAGCCCUGACUUGACAUCUUUUAACAUUGCCUUAAGCAACAUUUCCAGCCUGCUUAGAAAAGGGGGUCAUCUUCUGCUCAUUGGUGCCCUGGGAGGAAGCUUCUUUAUGGGUGGACCAGGAUUGUGCAUCCCUAUGGUCCCACUGGAUGAGGCUCAGGUCUGUGGGAGCCUAAGGGCCAGUGGAUAUGAGCUGCUGCAGCUCUCAAUUUACCGUCUUCCCACAGAUAUGAAGGUGGGAACGGAUGAUGUCACUGGUAUUUUCUUUGCAAAAGCAAAAAAAUGUUAGCAUGUUAGGUUGAAAGGUACAAAUUAAAGUACUAUAGAGGCUUAUACACUAUAUACUAUAGAUCUUUCUACUAAACAACAAUUAGCUCACCGUAACAUUACAUUUUCUGCUUUAACUGUAUUAGAAAACAAGACAUUUUCUGUUAGUUAAAAUUAACACUAUAAUUGUUUACGUAUAAGUAAACCAACCCUUGUUUGUAUGGAUAUUUAGACAUUUGUAUUGUAAUAU
Molecule: messenger RNA, 1035 nt
Organism: Triplophysa dalaica
Lineage: Eukaryota; Metazoa; Chordata; Actinopteri; Cypriniformes; Nemacheilidae
Product: phenylethanolamine N-methyltransferase
Exons: 3
Coding region: 25-807 (260 amino acids)
Cellular component (GO): cytosol
Molecular function (GO): phenylethanolamine N-methyltransferase activity
Source: RefSeq, a predicted model, not a curated record